Zingiber officinale is the source of this 1480-nucleotide messenger RNA. RefSeq names its product NAC domain-containing protein 73-like. Gene Ontology annotation, molecular function: transcription cis-regulatory region binding; DNA-binding transcription factor activity. The coding region runs from base 451 to 1329 and encodes 292 amino acids. The transcript has 3 exons. The record is from RefSeq and is a predicted model, not a curated record. Gene Ontology annotation, cellular component: nucleus. NCBI's taxonomy places the organism in Eukaryota, Viridiplantae, Streptophyta, Magnoliopsida, Zingiberales, Zingiberaceae. Gene Ontology annotation, biological process: regulation of DNA-templated transcription.
CUAAUUCUCAUCUGUUAGCUCCUCUAUUUGUCUCUCCUCCACAUUCCUUGAUUUCAUAAACUUUGCUUUAAUUAGUCGUCUCAACAUGCAUCUCAUGCUCAAAUUGUUGUGUGUAAAUUAAAUUGAGAUCCUUUAUCUUUUCCUCUUUGUGUGGAAGAAGCUGUAGAUUGAUUGCGCAAUAUAUAGCGAGCAAGUAUCGGUUUCUUUUCUCUUUUGCUCGAACGGCGAGCCAAAGGUGGAACGGCUUGGUUGGAAGGGACCGAUCAUGGAAUAAGGAAAUACUAUUCUUUCCCAGCACUUCAAGGACAAGUGAUCUACAGUACGGUGCAUACUAUUCUUUUCCUUCCUUUCCCUCCCUUUUCCCUCAUCUUCUUGCCUUGUUUGGUUAUUGUUCUCUUUGUCUACGUCGGCUCCUCCGGAGACGAAGGAGAGCUCAUAAAUUAAACUAAGAUGACAUGGUGCAACAACAACGAUGUCCAAACUCCAGCUGCUGCUGCUGCCCCUUCUGUUGGAAGGAGAUUGAACUCCAGUCUGAUCAAGACAUGUCCUUCUUGUGGCCAUCGCAUCCACCUUCAGGAGCAUCACCAGGGUGGUGGAAUCCAAGAGUUGCCGGGGUUGCCGGCCGGUGUAAAGUUUGACCCGACGGAUCAGGAGUUGCUGGAGCACUUGGAAGGGAAGACCCGGCCAGAGUUGCAGAGGUUUCAUCCUCUCGUCGACGACUUCAUCCCCACAAUUGAAGGAGAGGACGGCAUCUGCUACACCCACCCGCAGAAGCUUCCUGGGGUGAGCAGGGAUGGCAUUGUCCGUCACUUCUUCCACCGGCCGUCCAAGGCCUACACCACCGGCACUAGGAAGCGCAGAAAAGUCCUCAACGACCAGCACGGCUGCGAGACACGGUGGCACAAGACCGGAAAGACCCGGCCGGUACUCGUCGGCGGCAAUCUGAAGGGGUACAAGAAGAUCCUCGUCCUCUACACCAACUACGGCAAGCAACGGAAGCCGGAGAAGACCAACUGGGUGAUGCACCAGUACCACUUGGGCUCCGAGGAGGAAGAGAAGGAAGGGGAGCUCGUCGUGUCCAAGGUCUUCUAUCAAACACAACCGAGGCAAUGCGGAGCGGGCGGAGCCAAUAGAUCUCAUGCUCUGUUUCAAACAAGCAGCCUCAGUUCUGCAGGGGAUGAUCGUGGCAGCGGCAUCAGUAAUAAUAUUUGCUGCAAUUCUUCUGUUAUUGGAUCUUACAACCAGAGAAGAAGGGAAGAAAAUGGUCCGACGCACCUGGUGCCUAAGUUUUCAGUGCAUUCCAGUAGUGACCCUUCUCGCCUUCCUUGAAUUGUUAACUGUCAGUAUGUUGGUGAUGCAUGGACAUCGGCAUCGAGUACAAGUCUUUCAUUUGUUGUCUGAUUCUGAACAUGUUCAAGGCUUUAUUUUCAGCCCAAUGGUUAGGCCCUAUUUGAAACCGUGAUUCUUUUUUGGACUGUCA